Pocillopora verrucosa is the source of this 449-nucleotide messenger RNA. The record is from RefSeq and is a predicted model, not a curated record. Lineage: Eukaryota; Metazoa; Cnidaria; Anthozoa; Scleractinia; Pocilloporidae.
CCGAGACCUUGCAGCCCGUAAUGUGUUGGUUGGAGAAAACGAAACGUGUAAAGUGACAGACUUUGGAAUGGCCAGAGAUGUGCAACAGGAAAAUAUUUAUGAACGAAAAACAAAGGGCCGUCUUCCAGUGAAGUGGACAGCUUACGAGGCGUUGUUUUAUGGUACCUAUACCACCAAAAGUGACGUGCGGUUCACCUUAUCCAAGAAUGGAUGGAAAAAAAAUUGCCAACUUACUUGAAGAGGGAUACAGAAUGCCUAAACCACAGCACGUGGAUGAUCAAUUGUAUCAUAUCAUGAUGAGAUGCUGGCAAAAUGACCCAGAUGAAAGACCAGCUUUCACUGAAUUAAAAAAAGAGCUUAAAGACAUGGAAAGUCUACACAAGAGGCUGAUUAACAUGAGAAUGUACGACAAGAAGUUGUAUGCAAACGUUGAGGAUUUAAUAGUGUAG